AUGCCCGUCCUGGUGCUCCUCGCACUGAUGUACAAGAACAUGUACAAGAGGAAAGGGAAGCUACGGAGGGGCCUCAGAGCGGGCGAACCGCUCGCCGGAGCCUUGCAGCGCCUGAAGCAUCAGGGUCAACAGUUCCUUCUCCAGCGCUGGAAGAGGCGUCUGUGCAACGCCAAAUAUGGGAGAAGAAGUGUAGAGGCCGUCCAGCUCUGCCUGGCCGAAUGGACAGGCAGGGAAUCAGGAACCCUGACAUUUAGGACGACACAGCUGUUCACCGGGUAUGGCUGCUUUGGUGAGUAUCUGUGUCGCAUAGGAAAGGAGCACACGGUGCAGUGUCAUCACUGCGAAGCUGACCACGACUCCGCGCAACACACCCUUCAAGACUGUCCGGCAUGGGCAGUCGAGCGCAGAGUCGUGGUCAGGGAGCUGGGCCAGGACCUCUCACUCCCCAGUGUAGUCAGCUCUAUACUGGGGAGUGAGAGGAAAUGGGAUUGUUUCACCGCCUUCUGCGAAGGCGUAAUGAAACAAGAAGAAGAAGCGGAGGAGAACCGCCGUCAGGCAGAGAGAAGUGGGAGGGCGCAGAGGAGGCGGUAA
This is a messenger RNA of Harpegnathos saltator (Jerdon's jumping ant), 591 nucleotides long. RefSeq lists its product as uncharacterized. The transcript has a single exon. NCBI's taxonomy places the organism in Eukaryota, Metazoa, Arthropoda, Insecta, Hymenoptera, Formicidae. The record is from RefSeq and is a predicted model, not a curated record. The coding region runs from base 1 to 591 and encodes 196 amino acids.